Molecule: messenger RNA, 2524 nt
Organism: Penaeus chinensis
Lineage: Eukaryota; Metazoa; Arthropoda; Malacostraca; Decapoda; Penaeidae
Product: DNA-binding protein SMUBP-2-like
Exons: 12
Coding region: 237-1838 (533 amino acids)
Molecular function (GO): RNA binding; 5'-3' DNA helicase activity
Source: RefSeq, a predicted model, not a curated record
CCGAGGCGACGGCGGCGUCUCUCGCAACAACACAGCGCGACUUAACCUUUUAUAAAACUACAAAGUAAAGAAUUGUUGUAUUUUAAGUAAAGAAUAGUUGUGUGUGAAGGUGAGAUAUGAUGGCGACAUUGAGGAGAAAACGCGACAUCGAGAACUCCUUGUCGCUGAGUGGUGAUAUGCAGAGGACGUUUUCCUCAUUUUGCGAUUCUGAAUAAAAGACACAGAACUACCGAACGAUGUCAAAGGAAAAAACCCAGCUGUCGCGCAAUGAUUGGAUUGCCCUCCAUUGCUCGCUGUUGGAAGAGGAGAGGAAGGCAGAGGUCAGCGCUGCACAGUCAGAGGUUGAAGGAGCAUCCCUCAAGGUCUUAGAAGCAAGAGGAGUGGUUUUAGGGCAUUUAGUUAUCAGCGAGAGAUCCACUGGCCUCUAUGGACGCCCCAUCAUCACAUUUGUCCCUGCAAGGAAAGAUGCUGUUUUACCCGCAAAUAAUUUUUCUUCAGGUGAUAUUGUUGGUGUAUAUGAGAGUGGAUCAGGCCAGCAGUGUACAACGGGAGUGGUAAAGUAUGUCUCACAGAAAAAUAUCCAGAUUGUUCUUGACGACGAUGCUGAUGAGUUGGACAACCUUAGCGAUGACACGCAGCUGCGGCUGAACAAGCUAGCAAAUGAUGUUACAUACAGAAGGAUAAAAUCAGGACUGAAUGGGCUUGAAAAGUUGAUAAAUGGCCCAGCUGCACACACAGUGUCUGUGCUGUUUGGUGAAUCACCCCCAAGGUCUAUUGCUCCUUCCUUACCACCACAACUUAUGGGAGCUGAGGGCAAAAUACAGCUCUUUAAUAAAAACCUGGACAAUUCGCAGCGGGAGGCAGUUGAGUUUGCCAUUCAGAGGAGUGACCUGGCGGUGGUCCACGGCCCCCCCGGCACAGGGAAAACAACGACCAUCGUGGAGGUCAUUAGGCAGCAUGUCAAACUCAAGUCAAAGGUUCUAGCCUGUGCUCCAUCAAACCUCGCUGUGGAUAACCUGGUAGAGAGACUAGCGGCAGCCAAGGUUCGUGUUGUGCGUGUUGGUCAUCCGGCACGCGCCACUGCACUCACCCAACGCUAUACUCUUGACUGCCUUAUGCACCACAGCGAUGAAUCUCAGUUACUGAAGGACAUUCAUCGUGAUAUUAAUGAGCAACUCAAACAACUGAAGACGGCCAGAGACAGAGGAAAGAGGCAGCACAUCAGGAGGGAAAUCAAGACUUUUAGGAAGGAGUUAUAUGAGAGGGAGAUGAGACUCACGAAGCAGAUCCUGACGAACAGCGAUGUGAUCUUGGCCACCCUCACGAGUAGUAGUAAUGAUGGCCCCCUUAAGCUCCUGAGGGAGGAUUUCUUUGAUGUGGUGGUCAUUGAUGAAUGCUCGCAGGCUAUUGAGGCUGCCUGUUAUAUGUCACUCCUCCGAGCCCCAAAGUUGAUAAUAGCAGGCGAUCACUGCCAGCUUCCUCCUACCAUCGUAUCCAAAGAAGCAGCAGAGAAGGGCUUGGAACUCUCACUUAUGGAGAGAAUUAUAAAUCAGUGUGGGGAUGAAGUUGUCAGGAUGUUAACCAUGCAGUACCGCAUGAAUACUGACAUCAUGCAGUGGGCAUCAACAGCCAUGUACCAAGAUCGCCUAAUUGCCCACUCCUCUGUAGCCUCGCAUCUUCUUCAUCAACUACAGGGAGUGACGACCAAUGAAGACACAGGUACAGUUCACCAGCCUUUUAUAUUUUUUUUGAAAUGUCUUGCAUAUGUUUGCUGUUUUUUUGCAGAUUUACCUUUGUUGCAUGGGAGUGUGUUUAAAAGGGGUUGUUAUCCUGUUUGAAUAUAAGUCUUCUUGCAUUUAUAAGCUAUAUUUUUUUGUUUAUUCUGUUUAUAUUUUAAGAAAAAGGAUCCAAAUUACAGUCUACAAAAAAAUUAUUUAUUUUAAGUUUAUAUAAAUCUAAAAAAUAUAAAUGAUCUACUAUGUUGUCAACACCAUUAUUUACCAGACAGUUUGAUUUUACAUGGGAAAAGUUCUGUAUAUGAUGCUUUUGCUUAACUUUUUCACGUCACAAUUAGAACUGGCCAACAUAACAGUAUAUACACACAAAUAUGGUUGGAGACAUUUCAGUUUUGUAUGUGAGACAACUUAAAAACUUUCCAUCACCAGUAACUAAAACUCGUUCUGAACUUGUCACACACACAAUUCACAGUACAAGUUGGUAACUUCUGAAUAGGUAGGGUUGAGACGGUCAACUGAGUGUGAGGUAUAGUGUGUAGGUGCUAAUGUGGAUGUGACUGUUUUGCGGUGUACUGUACAUAGAAGGACACUGUCUUGAAGUGACUCUGUUGAAAUAGAAUUUUGUUCCCUCUUCUCUUUUCAAGAAUCAAAUACUUGAAUAUCUAUGGUUUAAAAACAAGAAAGUUUGCAAAGUGAAUCUGCAGGACAAAAUAUAUGUAUGUAAGUGUAGAUUGAGGCAUUUCUUUGUACCAGCUAGAUCAUGUUACAUAAAGGUUACCCUGAGUUCA